Molecule: messenger RNA, 6097 nt
Organism: Salvelinus fontinalis (brook trout)
Lineage: Eukaryota; Metazoa; Chordata; Actinopteri; Salmoniformes; Salmonidae
Product: elongation of very long chain fatty acids protein 6-like
Exons: 4
Coding region: 335-1138 (267 amino acids)
Biological process (GO): sphingolipid biosynthetic process; fatty acid elongation, saturated fatty acid; fatty acid elongation, polyunsaturated fatty acid
Cellular component (GO): endoplasmic reticulum membrane; endoplasmic reticulum
Molecular function (GO): fatty acid elongase activity
Source: RefSeq, a predicted model, not a curated record
ACAGUGCAGAAGAGCACCUCCCCCGACAGUUUUUUUUCUUCUCGUCAAGACCAGUAUGCAGGGGAUCUAGUUUCAGGCGUAUCUUUUUACGCUUGAUACUUUAGGAGGUUAGGCCGGAGCAAGGAGUUUGGGGUAGCCAGGCAAGAGGGGAAGUGAUUGCGCUCGGCUACUGUGCGUGAGUGACAGCCGGGAAGUGCAUCUCUACUCUCUACUGCAUCCUCCCAUUUGCUACCAAACCUAGAGAAUUCACUUGAUGUCAAAUCAACUGUCAACCCAACAGACAGGGUGAAAACAUAGACCAGGAUUUUUACUGGAGGAAACUGAAAUUACGAAAAUGAACGAGACAGAGCACAUCCCGUUUGCAGAAUACGAUUUUGAGAGAAAAUUUGAUGAAAAGGGCGCUCUCGAAUGGAUGCAAGAAAACUGGAGCAAGUCCUUUAUGUUCUGUGGACUGUAUGCUGCAAUCAUCUUCGGGGUCCAACACUUCAUGAGAGAGAGGCCCAAGCUGAACCUGCGCCGACCACUUGUCCUCUGGUCACUCAGUUUGGCUAUCUUCAGUAUCAUCGGAGCUGUCAGGACCGGAUGUUAUAUGUUCCAUGUCCUCAACAAAAGUGGCUUUAAGCAGUCGGUGUGUGACACCAGCUUCUACAGCGCUCCUGUCAGCAAGUUCUGGGCCUACGCUUUUGUCCUGAGCAAGGCCCCUGAGCUGGGCGACACGGUGUUUAUCGUGCUCCGUAAGCAGCGCCUCAUCUUCCUGCACUGGUACCAUCACAUUACCGUGCUGGUCUACUCCUGGUACUCCUACAAGGACCAGGUGGCCGGUGGCGGCUGGUUCAUGACCAUGAACUACCUGGUCCACUCCUUCAUGUACACCUACUAUGCUGCCCGGGCGGCGGGUUACCGGGUGCCCCGACCCUGCGCUAUGGUCAUCACAGCCACCCAGAUCAUGCAGAUGGUGAUGGGGCUUGCUGUCUUAGGCUUGGUCUACCACUGGAUGCACGAAGUGCGCUGCCCGUCUUACGUGCCCAACAUCGCCUGGGGCUCACUCAUGUACCUCAGCUACCUGGUCCUGUUCGCCUCCUUUUUCUACAAGUCCUACCUCAAGGUUGCAGCUGACAAGGAGUCCAAGGCCAAGUAGGGGCUGGAUUCGUCAGAGGCAAGUUGUACACUGGGCAAGUCAUAUUAAGAGUGUGCCUAGUUGAGAAGUAUAUUGCGUUGUGCCAUAAUGUGUGAGUCACAACUGUUUUUUGCUGGUUGCUGGGUCCACGUCAAUUGUGACAAGCCAAUUUCUUCCCACCCCAACUUUGUAUUGCUGUAGCUCAUCUAACUAACUAGAACCCUGGAUAACACGAUAAUGGAACGGUUGUUGAGAGUGGACAGGGGAACCAGUGCAUGGUCAGGACACGUUAAUACACUGCUCAAAAAAAUAAAGGGAACACUAAAAUAACACAUCCUAGAUCUGAAUGAAUGAAACAUUCUUAUUCAAUACUUUUUUCUUUACAUAGUUGAAUGUGCUGACUACAAAAUCACACAUAAAUUAUCAAUGGAAAUCAAAUGUAUCAACCCAUGGAGGUCUGGAUUUGGAGUCACACUCAAAAUUAAAGUGGAAAACACACACCACACUACAGGCUGAUCCAACUUUGAUGUAAUGUCCUUAAAACAAGUCAAAAUGAGGCUCAGUAGUGUGUGUGGCCUCCACGUGCCUGUAUGACCUCCCUACAACGCCUGGGCUUGCUCCUGACGAGGUGGCGGAUGGUCUCCUGAGGGAUCUCCUCCCAGACCUGGACUAAAGCAUCCGCCAACUCCUGGACAGGUUGUGGUGCAACGUGACGUUGGUGGAUGGAGCGAGACAUGUUGUCCCAGAUGUGCUCAAUUGGAUUCAGGUCUGGGGAACGGGCAUCAAUGCCUUCCUCUUGCAGGAACUGCUGACACACUCCAGCCACAUGAGGUCUAGCAUUGUCUUGCAUUAGGAGGAACCCAGGGCCAACCGCACCAGCAUAUGGUCUCACAAGGGGUCUGAGGAUCUCAUCUCGGUACCUAAUGGCAGUCAGGCUACCUCUGGCGAGCACAUGGAGGGCUGUGCGGCCCCCCAAAGAAAUGCCACCCCACACCAUGACUGACCCACCGCCAAACCGGUCAUGCUGGAGGAUGUUGCAGGCAGCAGAACGUUCUCCACGGCGUCUCCAGACUCUGUCACGUCUGUCACAUGUGCGUGUGAACCUGCUUUCAUCUGUGAAGAGCACAGGGCGCCAGUGGCGAUUUUGCCAAUCUUGGUGUUGUCUGGCAAAUGCCAAACGUCCUGCACGGUGUUGGGCUGUAAGCACAACCCCCACCUGUGGACGUCGGGCCCUCAUACCACCCUCAUGGAGUCUGUUUCUGACCGUUUGAGCAGACACAUGCACAUUUGUGGCCUGCUGGAGGUCAUUUUGCAGGGCUCUGCCAGUGCUCCUCCUAAUCCGUCUUGCACAAAGGCGGAGGUAGCGGUCCUGCUGCUGGGUUGUUGCCCUCCUACGGCCUCCUCCACGUCUCCUGAUGUACUGGCCUGUCUCCUGGUAGCGCCUCUAUGCUCUGGACACUACACUGACAGUCUCAUGCUACCACUAGAGUGAAAGCACCGCCAGCAUUCAAAAGUGACCAAAACAUCAGCCAGGAAGCAUAGGAACUGAGAAGUGGUCUGUGGUCACCACCUGCAGAACCACUCCUUUAUUGGGGGUGUCUUGCUAAUUGCCUAUAAUUUCCACCUUUUGUCUAUUCCAUUUGCACAACAAAUGUAUUGUCAAUGAGUGUUGCUUCCUAAGUGGACAGUUUGAUUUCACAGAAGUGUGAUUGACUUGGAGUUACAUUGUGUUGUUUAAGUGUUUCCUUUAUUUUUUUGAGCAGUGUAUAACAAAUCAUUAAAUUAAAAAAAGGCGAUAGAGAGACCAGCUCAGUUUGUGUUUGACUAAAUGUACUACUCACUUCAUUUUGAUUUCGUGGCUUUGUUAAUCAAUCUUUUUGACCAGCUGCUUCAGUCGGAGUCCAGUGAAAAAAACACAGCCAUAUGAGUCCUGAGGUUUCUCCAAGGGCAGUUUACAACCGCGUUUGCAGUCUGCACGUUCAAUGAAUUCGAUAGUCACUGACAGGACAUUUUUCAUGCUGAAAGGCUCUAACUUGUAGUGAAAUCUGGUGCUUUAUAGACCAGCCCUGAGAAUUGUCUCACUGUAUUAGACCUCACAACCCUUUAGUAUAACGAAAUGACGAUCAAAAGGAACUAAUGCACUGAUUAAUUGAGGAUAGUUUUUCUGUUUUAGUUGUAGGUAAUUGUCUGGGAAUAGGUGGGAGGAGAGAAGCGCACGGAAAAGAGUGACACUUGGAAUAAUGUGUCCAUUGUAAAUAAUAUAUCUUAAGAAUGUAUUUAUUUUCUUAAAAUCUAAAGUCUAUGGUGGUCCUUGGAGUGUACCAGGAAAUAGUGGGACUCAGUACGUUUCUGCCUGUCUUAAAUUGUGCAGUAUGAGUUGUGCAAUUUUUGUAUUUGAAAUGUUUUUCUUUACAUCACAACAAUGCACUAUAUUGUUUUUUUGUUUUUUUAAUUAUUACAUCUCUCUGUGUGUUCAUUAAAGAAUCGGAAGCCCCCUGAGAUUUAUUUUUAUUUGUCAAACAACAGCCGAUCGAUCAUCAUGUCACCAGAAUAAGACCCUCAAUAUUUCUUGGAAAGGAACAACAAGCUCAUCACCGUGCAUUUUUACCACCCUGUGAAGUUCGUCAUAACUUCCCACUGAGCACAGACCUCAAUUCAAUAUCUGAUCCAUGUUGGUUCAACAUCAUUUCAUUGAAAUGACAUGGAAACAACAUUGAUUCAACCAGGGUGUGCCCUGAGGGUUAUUUAAUUUGUAGCCUAAUAAACUGAAUGCUUUCCCGAGUCAUAGUGGGAGAACCACACACCAUAUCAUGGUGUGAAUUUGAGUUUACUUCGAUAUGACAGUUAUUAUAUCAAUAUUUGUGAAUACCGCCAUUUCUCCAAUAAUACAUUUUUACAGACAAAAACAUCUCACCUAGCGUAACAAAUUUGCUGUUUCCAUCAGGCCUGUCAUGACAUUUUCUAUCCGACAUUUACUUUACUCGCAUACAAAUGUUGGAUGGAAACCUGGUUACUGUAAAGCCCUAGUUAUUUUGUUGCUUUGACAAAGUCAUUUCUGAUGAUUAUUAUUUAUUUCAUGUGAUUAGGGAUUAAUCUAAUCCAGGGAUGGGCAACUGGCGGUCCGCAGCCCCUCGGUUGUAGGCCCCGCAGGUCAAUUUACCCCCCCCCCUGGGAUGUGGGUACACAGACCCGCGAGCCACUGCGGCCCCUCAUGAUGUAUUCAAAGUUGCCCAUCCCUGAUCUAAUCACAUGAAAUUUAUGUCAACCCUGUUACGUGAACUGAACUCUCAUUUUAAAAUGGUGAAACUAUUCCUUAUAAAAAAAUUUUUUUCAAAAGAAACAUUGAAUAUCUAAUAGUCAAAUCAUAGUGUAAAAGCAGGUGAGCUGGUUCUACUCUUUUUGGCCAUUUUCAGUUGUUUUGUGGUGGAAAACGGAGUGGGUCGAGCAUAACAUGUCAACCCUGUUACCCAUAGAUAGACAGGCUUGAAAUGCUUUAACAAUAAAACAUUUUUGGGGGAAGCUUGCAUUCAAUUCCCCUUACCUGUUUAACACAGCAAGCCUCCAUUCCCCCUGUCACAAGGGGAUUAAUGGCUGAUUUAAGAUGAAAUCGUCAACCCUGUUACCGUCUUACUAUAUUUGGCAUUUAAUAGGCAUUUACUAUAGUCAUUUUUUUAUUGAGAUGGGAAAAAGUGUUUUUUAUUAAGUUAAACGUGUUCUUUGACAUAAUAUUAAAAUGAGGUUAAAUAAAACAAUGAAUCAUAAUGUUAUAAUACCCAAAAAGGUUUUGGUGGAAAAUUUGGUGGAAAGACCCAGAUACUGUUACACAAAGAUGCACAUAUUUUCCUUUUUGUUUCCUCCUAUUUUAAAUACGACCACCAGUGUUGAUUGGAUACAUUGUGUAAGUAGAGGCUUAGGUCAAGGCAGCGACAUGGUUUUGUUGUCUAGAAAUCUAGUAGAUACAGAAAGUAGUGUCUUGUAAGCACACCUAACCUCUAGUGAGUUUUAACCCGUGGCAGCUUAUGUGUGUCUUAUGUUUGUAAUAGAGCUGCACUGUACUAUCUCCUUCCUACCCAUCCUCCCAGAGCCACACUGGUGUGAGCACAUUUACUUUAAUGUAUGUAUCAGCUGAGAGUAGUUAUGGCUUAAAGUAUACAGACUAUUUUGAUGCUGUGUGUGUGUGUGUGUGACAUUUGCCUUCAUAAGCACUACUAGACAUUUUUUUUUUAAACCUUUCAGUCAUGUUUUAUAACCCCCCCUGUGACGCCAAGUGUGUCAUGGAGCUCGUACUCUCAAGUUUAUUAGCUUCCAGCACAAAGUGAGACAGUCUAGCCUGUACAUGGCUGGUAGUCGCCAAAUGUCUUAAGUAGUGCUUAUAAUCUUAUUAUAAUGUUGUGUUUAUGAAGUAGCUACACUGCCCUUAUGUAAUAUCCUUCAUAUUACUCAAAUGUAACACCUGAUGCUGCAGCAGGCACAUUAAUGUAUUACCAUUGUUAUAGAAUAGUACAAUAAGCUUAGCAGUGUUAAGAAGUGUGAAUCAUUUUUAAGACCACACCAGAAGAGUGAAUCUGCAAGAUAUAUUUAUUUCACUUGGCUGGUGUUGUGUCAAUAAUGAUGAUAUUAUGAUCAUGAUGUGACAUUAUACAUGUUGUCCACCCUCCACCUUGAAACCAACGGUUGCAUUUUAGUUGUAAAAUAUCGUAACGAUAAUACGCAGGGAAUAUACUCAGUUUAUAAUACAUUCAUUUGUGUGCCAAAUGAUGCUUCUGCAGUUUUCUACUCUGUUAGGUAAAUGUGAACACAGUUCGUGUUUGUAUAUUAUCUUUGCUGAUGUAGAGUGUAAGAAGACAUGCUUAUGCAUCCCUGUGAGUCCGCUAUCUACUACGUUACUGAUAAGAAAGGGAAAAAACUGUCAAGAGCUUUGAUGUUUAAAUGUUUGGAUUUAAAAUGUUGAAACAAUAAAUUCAUAUCUGUUUUAAAAUA